Mizuhopecten yessoensis (Yesso scallop) is the source of this 1461-nucleotide messenger RNA. RefSeq names its product nucleic acid dioxygenase ALKBH1-like. The transcript is spliced from 6 exons. Gene Ontology annotation, biological process: oxidative RNA demethylation. Bases 69 to 1109 code for a protein of 346 amino acids. NCBI's taxonomy places the organism in Eukaryota, Metazoa, Mollusca, Bivalvia, Pectinida, Pectinidae. Gene Ontology annotation, molecular function: ferrous iron binding; oxidative RNA demethylase activity; broad specificity oxidative DNA demethylase activity. Gene Ontology annotation, cellular component: nucleus; cytoplasm. The record is from RefSeq and is a predicted model, not a curated record.
GAAUGAAAGUCUUGUAAACGUGGUGAAAUAUAUAUCGAACUGUCGAAAUCUGACAGCAGCUGCAGAUCAUGGCCACUUACGCUGAAGAAGAAAGUGGACCAGACGAAAUAGACAAUUUCAAACCAAUCUUUAAAAAAUACAAAAGGAGAGAUCGUCCGCUCGAUGUUUCAGACGUCAUUGAUUUUGACAAAGGAAACAAUUUGGAUAAGGUUGAAAAGUUCAAGUUGGAGGAUACAGGUCAAUCUCUUUUAACAGGUCUGAAACCUGUGUGCGAAUGGAAAGCAUAUUGUCUCAAAUCUAAUCCAGGCUUCCUGUUCAUAGUCAACCCGUUUGAUAAUGGGUACCAGAGGUACUGGGUGUCUCGCUGUGUGAAGGAUUAUCCAUGUCGACCCAAUGUCAGAAACUUAGAUGCUUACAUGGAUGUGGGGGAUGUCAACAUUUGGGACACUGCUAUUAGCACACACAAAGAUGACAUAACCGACAAGGAGAGCCUGAUGAUGAAGCUGCGUUGGGUAACCAUGGGAUACCACUACCACUGGGGCACAAAGAAAUACUACAAAGACAGUAAAGCUCCAUUCCAAGAAGAUAUGUCACGCUUGGGUCGCUACGUAGCCAGUGCCAUCGGAUACCCCAAGUUCUCCCCAGAGGCUGCUGUCCUCAACUACUAUCACCUGGACUCGUCCCUCAGCGGCCACACAGAUCACUCCGAGUUUGACCAUUCUGCACCACUCAUAUCCUUCAGUUUCGGACAAGAUGCCAUAUUUCUGAUAGGAGGAGAGACGAAGGAGACGGAGCCGAGUGCUGUGUUUUUACGGAGUGGGGACAUUUGUGUGAUGAGUGCCUCGGCCAGACUUGUUUAUCACGCUGUUCCGCGAAUAAUGGAGACAGAUCCACAGAGAAACCACAGGUGUUUCGACCUAUCAGACAUCAAGCUCGAUUCGGAGAGCUGUACAUCGGCUAGUUGUGAUUCGGCUGCACACAGACACGUUGUAGAAAGACUACAUAGUAAUGAUUGGGACCUGAUGUCAAAGUAUCUAAGCCAAACACGAAUUAACUUUAACAUAAGACAGGUCCUUGUGCCGGACCGAGAGUUCCCGGCAGAGACUUGAGUAGUGAAUCGUCAUUUUAAUAUAUAUUUAAAAUAAAAAAUCAAGGCCAAAUAAAAAAGGAUCUGUCUCUGUUUCAAAAAUAAGGGAAGGUGUUAGUAGAUAGUUUGUGUUUCAGUAGACUUCUGUAUUUAAAAUGGAGCUUCACUAGCUAAAAAUGUAAAGGACCAAUUUAUUUCAGGUUGAUAUAUAGAAAUAUAUAAGUGAAAGUACAGGUAGUAGGCGACAGAUUGUUUUUUAUUUGGCCUAAAAACCUACAUUGUCUUUCCCAUUAAAGUGUAUAUAACAUGUACAAUGUGUAUGUCCAUCACAUAUGGAUUUUAUUUCUUAUUUUGUAAACGAAAUUCAACAGAAA